GGAUGACUUUUCCACUUACUUCACCCAUCACACAAAACAGUGUUAGGCAGACAUGGAGAGAGCAGACUUAUUACAGAGACUGACUGACUCUUGGAAAAUAUAAUUACACAAAAUAGUAGGACGGAAGAAAACAGACCCUCAUUUUGUCAAUUUUUUUUUUUUUUUUACACACGUGGUAAACUGAGUCACUUCUGCAGUCACACAGAUCAGCGAGCAUGGAGGAUUUCAGGCGAGGCAGAUGUGACAGUCUGGAUGCAGGGUCAAGGUGUGACAAGGAGGCGAUGAGCCCGAGUGACUAUAUCUCCCUCUACCACGAGGGCUGUGACCCUGCAGUCAUCCUCGAGCCUACACCAGCAGAGCUGGCUCAGUGUGAGGCUGAAGUGGGCACGCUGCUCAACAUCAUUGCUGAACUGAACAAGAAGAUGGGGUCACUAAAAGCUCCAAGUGAACCAGAUGACACGAGACCGCCGGCUCCAUCCAGGCCUCUGGUUCCAGAUCUUCUGUCUCACCGGCUCGUUAGAAGCAGCCCAGAAAGAAACAGCCCAACAUCUAAACCUCCACUGAAUGAGCAAGGAGGCAGUGGUGUUGUCUGGAGCAAACUGCAGGAGGUUUUAUCAUCAGUGGAGGACUCCAUCAGCUUCAGAAGGACCUGGGCGGCCCCCAUCACAGCUUCUGACCAGGAAAAGCACAGAGAGCAUCUGAGAGCAGCUCAAGAGAACUGGGUUAAAGCCAGCCAGAUAUUGGAAGAGAUGGAAAGAGAGUUUGGGAUUUCGUGCCGGUCGAGCUUCCCAAGAGACCAGUACCAGGAAGACAUGCUGGAUGGGGACAAACAGGAGUCUGCUCUCAGAAGCCCCCCACAGAGCAGCAUCAGCCAGGUGGAAGAGGAGAAGAACAAGCUGGUUGGUCUCCAUAAAGCCUGGAGGUCUGGCGGCCACAUUCCUUCCUACCGGCCCACUGCUGGGGCCCUAAGUCCAGACUGGGCCUCGCCCCCCUAUCCCGGUUCACCUUUACUCCACAGGAGAGCCAACAGAGCUGUGACGCCUCUGACUGUGGGUGGGGAUGGAUCUCCACUGGGAUCAGUUAACUCGGGCAGUCUCUGUCCCAGCCCCCUCAGCCUGGAGUCUGAGACAGAGCGGCUCAACAGAUGCAUCGAGAGGCUGAAGGCCAGAAACGAACGUCUCACUGCAGCUCUGGAGCGAAGGAAAGGAGAGUCGGAGCAGAUCAAUCUCACGCUGAACAGGCUUGAGUCCGACUGCUCGGCCCUGCAGAUGGCUCUCAGAUACUGUGAGGAGUGUGAAGAGGCCUACGGCGAGCUGCUGUCGCUUUAUGACGCCAGGAAGCAGCAAAGCAGUCCUCAGCAGAGUGUCUCAGCAGAGCCGGUCGGCGACAGUCGGGACCCAGACAGUCCAUUAGCUCAGCUGAGGAAAAUGGGCACUGAAGAGCUGUCCACCUCCUUCUCGACAGCAGGGGUCACAGAGGAGACGGAAACAGCGAGUCACACCGGGCAGAGGACGCCCGAGCCUGAGGAUCGGGAGGCGGCUCUCCGGCAGCAAAUUGAGCGCCUGAAGAGGGACCGGGCAGCCAUUUGCCUCCCUAAGCCAGGUCCAGGAGCAGAGGCCAAACUGAGCCCACCUGGACAAAGAGGGGGUCACAUGACUAAAGACAAACCUGAUAACAAGAAGGAGAAGGCUUCCCUGUUUUAUGAACUGAUCUCAGUCAGGGAGGAGAUGUCAGAUCUGCGAGCUUUAAUCCGCCUCAAGGAGAAAGAGCUGAGGUGUCUGGAGUGGAGUUUAAUGGGCCAGAAGGCUCAGGGAGCAGCUGGAGUCUUCAUCCCAGAAAGUCUCCAAGAGGAGGUGGAGGAUCGUAGGACUGAACAACAGAGGCUCUGUGAGAACGCAGCGAAGCUCGGUUGUGAAGGGGACAUCGCUGGUUAUAGGACAAGACCCAUCCUGAAAGAGCUGCAGGCGGUCCUGCAGAGGGAGCAAGCCUUGAAGAAGCGGCUGGCUUUGGUCCAUGAGUCACUGAACGCAGCCGUCUCAGACAGUUCCUCCCACAGGAGGGACAAUGCGGAGCAGAUAGCUCGCCUCACACAAGCUCACAGCAAAGCCUUGAGUUCAUACCGUCAGAUACGGAGGAAGUAUCGGGAGCAGGUGUGGCGGCUGGAGCAGAAAUUGGCGGCCUCGAUGGAGAGUCGACACGGCCAGGGCGGAGCUGCAAAAGCUGCAGAGGAAGCCUUGGAGUGGAGGAGGGAAGAGACUGUUUUAUAAGACAUCAAGUCUUCGCUGAAAGCCAUCUCGACAUCCGUAUCUUAAUCACAUCAGCUACAUGUGUAAAUAUGACGAGUAUAGCUUUCUGCUUUUAUCUAGUUUAUAUUACAUGCUUAUAUUUUUAGCCUUUUUCUGGGCCUGUAAAGAAUAUCUAUUUAUCUAGCAAUCAUUAAUGACAUCCAGCACUUUCUUUGGCUCUUGGGGGGUAAAAAAUAAAAGAUAGCACUGUGAUUUCUACCUGAACGGUUGUGUAAGAUUUAUCAAUAAACUGAAUUGGACUCUAAA
Pundamilia nyererei is the source of this 2552-nucleotide messenger RNA. It is a transcript of the gene ushbp1, whose product is annotated as Usher syndrome 1C binding protein 1. The record is from RefSeq and is a predicted model, not a curated record. The transcript is spliced from 14 exons. NCBI's taxonomy places the organism in Eukaryota, Metazoa, Chordata, Actinopteri, Cichliformes, Cichlidae. Bases 216 to 2267 code for a protein of 683 amino acids.